Saccostrea echinata is the source of this 3118-nucleotide messenger RNA. Its product is annotated as prolyl 3-hydroxylase 1-like. The record is from RefSeq and is a predicted model, not a curated record. The transcript has 19 exons. Gene Ontology annotation, cellular component: endoplasmic reticulum. The coding region runs from base 63 to 3098 and encodes 1011 amino acids. Gene Ontology annotation, molecular function: procollagen-proline 3-dioxygenase activity; iron ion binding; L-ascorbic acid binding. NCBI's taxonomy places the organism in Eukaryota, Metazoa, Mollusca, Bivalvia, Ostreida, Ostreidae. Gene Ontology annotation, biological process: collagen metabolic process.
UCUCAUCGUAAGACGCGUGUAGAUAUCGUGUAAGUUACAUGUAACUGGAAGUUUUUUAAACGAUGCAUUCCGUAAUUUUAUGUACAGUGUCACUUUUGAUAACUAUUAAAGCACUGGAAGAAGAUCCUUUGGUGACUUAUUACAGACUUUAUGAACUGGGAGUUCAGCAUCACCGGGAGAAAAAUUACACCGUUGCAAACACUCUCUUCGAGAAAGCAUUGGAAGAUUACCAUUUCUACCAUAAGAAUGCCAUUAACUGUCGUGUUGAGUGUAGAAGGAAAAACAGCACUCUGGAAGAAAAACUUACGAAUUCUAGAAAAGUGUUAGAUAUUUUAGAAAUUAAUAUUUUUCAAAGUUUUAUUUAUCAAUCCAAAUGCUUAAAAAGAUGUUUUAUAAGAAUUUUUGGAGGGAGACCAGAACAUCUUCCCGAUUCAAACACUGUGAGGAUAGACAAAGAUUUUGAAGAUGGACGACAUUACCAGUUUAUUCAGUUUUGCCAAUAUGAGCUGAAGAAUUAUCCCCAAGCUGCCUCUGCAGCCUUUACUUAUUAUUUAAAACAUCCACAUGACAUAAAUGCCCAGCAUAAUGUCCAGCUGUACAGAGAAAGAUUCGGGGUCAAGGAUGAGGAAAUUACUGACCUUGACAGAAAACCGUAUCAGGCAUCUCACAUCCUUGGAGACAUUGCAUAUGAUGAAAGCAAUUGGACUGGUGUCAUUGAACAUUUUGAGAGGGCUUUAAAGGAAUUCUAUGAAGAGGAACAAAGAUGUCGACUCCAGUGUGAAGACAAAUUAGUCAUUCCAGCUUCUUCCCAUCUGACUGACUUCUUUCACUAUUUUGCAGAGCUUUACAUUCCCAUACUGAGAUGUCAGGUGGACUGUGAGUACAAGCUGAGUCGAGUUUUUGCUGAUCACGAGGAAGGUUUCCUGGAGGAACAUUACCACUAUCUACAGUAUGCCUACUAUCAAACUGGUGAUUUGGACCGAGCAGCAGAGGCCAUUGGAGCAUUCCUGUUAUUUAACUCCUCCCACAUGGACAUGCUACGUAAUCGCCUCUACUUUAUCACCAGGCUGGGUUACCAUGACUCCCACCUCAGUGCUAGAAAGGAGGCAGUGGAAUACAUAGAGAUGAGGAAUAAACUGGAGUCUUUGUUACAGUACCUGGAGUCUGAUGAUAUACUAGACGAUUUUGUUGAUGAUUCUGAAGGAAAUGAUAAAGAAAGAGGUCACUACUUGGGAAUUUUUGAGAAACUGGGUAUAAAAGUGAUCCAGAACCCUGAGGAGCUGAAGGGGGAGAGGUUUACAGCAGAGGGGGUCCUGAGGGAUGAGCAGAGUGAGGAAUUACUCAAUCUAGCCAGGUCCACAAAAACAGAUUCGUCUGGUGUAAAGACAAUUUCUAUUCCAAAUGCUAUUGAGGCUGUGAGGGGGGACCCAGAUCUGGAGAUUUCACUCCGACUGUUACUAAAACUAAGCGAGUCUGUCAGACUGUUUACCUCCAGAUUCUACAACCAGACCAGCUUCUACACCAAGGAAACUAAAUUAGUGUGCAGAGGGCCUACUGAUCCUGACCUGGAAAAUGCAGAAGAUGGCAGCUGUUUCCCUCAAGAGGAUGGGAGCUGUGUGGAUGAAGAAGCAUGGAAAUCUGUCACAGAAAAUCUGGACGAAUACAUAGCUGUAUUGUUUAUUAAUAAUGUGACAGAUGGAGGGGAGACUGUAUUCUUAAACAGGAAGAACACUGCAGUGGCAGGAGUAUCCCCCAGACAGGGGCUCUUUACAGUGUUUGAGGCCACAGACAGACACACCGUUACACAGCCAGCCUCUCAGCGAUGUGUUAUAUUUAUGACUUUUGCCCUUGAGAAAGACAAGGACAAUCCCGAAUAUCGUCAAGCCAUGACCUUUCUUAAUGACCUUGAUGAAGACCGAGUCAGGAAACUCAAUAUUGAUCAUCUAAAGAGGGUGGAUGAACUCAAACAUAAAGGUGUGACCAUUGUUCAGAGUGGGGAGGAAUUGCAUGGAGAAGAAAGAUUUGUAGCUGAUGGUUUGAUGAAUGAGGGAGAUUGUCAAAACCUGAUGUCUUUGUUAGAGGCUGGUGGUAUAGAAGGGGAUGGUUACAGGGGUGAAAGGUCACCAUUUACACAAAAUGAAGUGUUUACUGGUCUGACAGAUGACAGAGCCAAGCAGAGAGGUGGAAUACAGGGAGAUGGCUACAAAGGGACGGCAUCUCAGGUCGGCAAAAUAUCACCACACACUAAACACGAAAUAUUCGAGGGCUUGACAGUUGGUAGGGCAACUCAGCUUGCACAAUCAGGGGAAUUAUCCAAAGAUUUGGUACAGUUGUACCUAGAUGCCAGUGAGCGGGCUCGCCUUCUUGUGGAGAACUUUUUCAAUUUGACUCGCCCCCUUUAUUUUGACUUUACCCACUUAGUUUGUCGGAAAGCUGUCACAGAUGAAGAAGAGCGAUCAGAUUUGAGUCAUCCUGUUCAUGCUGACAACUGCCAGAUUCAGCCAGAUGGAUCCUGUCUGCGUCAGUUCCCAGCAUACAUUGCAAGAGACUAUAGCGCCGUGUUAUAUCUGAAUGGACAUGAAGAUUUUCUGGGAGGGGAAUUCUUUUUUGCCCAUGACAAUAAAACAGAGCAGAUAAGCAUAUCCCCUAAGUGUGGUAGGAUGGUGGGCUUUAAUGCUGGGGAUUACCAUGGAGUGAAGGCAGUUCGUAAAGGUCGGAGAUGUGCAAUAGCCAUGUGGUACACCAUGGAUCCAAACACACAGGAGUUGGCUCGUUUCCAGGCUCAAAAGAAGAUGGCUGACGGAACCUUUGUUCGAGGGAGAACACGAACAAGGGAGCAAAUAGAAAUAGGAAAUAAUGACGAGAACGAAAACCAAAACGGUCAUUCAAACAGAAUUCAGCAAGGGAAUCAUGAGACUGAUACAAAUAAAAAUAAAUUUCCUAAUAAAGACACAAGUAAUUUGGAUGAAGAAUAUUCUGAUGUUAUUCCAAUACAGGAAGAUGUAGAAAAUGAAUCAAAAGUGACUGAAAAAGAUAAAGAAAGGCAAGAAAAAAUUAACUCAGAAAUAAAAGAGAAUGAAGAUCAUGAAGAAUUAUGAGAUUAAAUGAAUUUAAAACA